Pseudogymnoascus verrucosus is the source of this 612-nucleotide messenger RNA. RefSeq lists its product as uncharacterized. The record is from RefSeq and is a predicted model, not a curated record. The coding region runs from base 1 to 612 and encodes 203 amino acids. NCBI's taxonomy places the organism in Eukaryota, Fungi, Ascomycota, Leotiomycetes, Thelebolales, Thelebolaceae. The transcript is spliced from 2 exons. Gene Ontology annotation, molecular function: acyltransferase activity, transferring groups other than amino-acyl groups.
AUGAUGAAAUCUACCGUCUCUAUGCAUCGAACAGAACCACUCUCGAUCAUCUCGUCCACGGCGCCGAGUAUCGACGACGCAUCCAGAAAUGAAUUGGUCACUGGAUUCACGGCGCUUCAUCGAAGAUGCAUCAUGGAGGAUGCCACGAUCGCAACAUUCCUACCUCCCCUCGAUGACAACAAGAUGAGAGAUUUUUGGCUAGGGCUGAUCCAGCAAUGUCGAUCUGGCACACCGGAGACUGGGGAAAAAGUGAUCGUAUACCUAGCGGAGGACGGCGCCAUCAGCGGUGUAGCAAGUUUGUUACUUCCAUGGAGUCAGACGGGGAAUCAUCGGGCGUGGGUGGAGAAGUUGAUGGUUGACGGACGCCUUCGACAGCGGGGUAUUGCACGGCGGCUGAUGGACGAACUGGAGAGGAUUGCAAUUGAGAAGGGGAAAUGGAUUUUGCUGCUUGAUACUGAGAAGGGGAGUAAGGCCGAGAAGGUGUAUCCCAAGCUUGGAUAUGUCGAGUAUGGCACAAUUCCGGAUUACUCGGUGAGUCCUGAUGGACUCGUGUUGAAGAGUGAGACGUUCUUCUACAAAGACCUCCGUCCAUCUCACUCGGCGGCAAGUUGA